AAUUACGCCUGUGAAUGUGUGUGUGUGGAGUUUUUUCCAAACUUUGGAGCAUACCAGAAGAAGCUCGUUUUAUUGUACAAGUGUGACAGAAACGCGUGGUUGCAAAGAAGAUGGGAGACACUGCAGAGUGGAGCUGGUGUUCCUUGGUGUUGAGCAGCAUCGGCUCUAUUACGGUUGUUUAUUACCUGCUGAGGUGGUCAUGGCAGUGUUGGCAGGGGUUCAAAGCGUACGUGCUCUCUGAGAUCUGGCAAACGGACCUGAGGAUAUAUGGCCAAUGGGCUGUUGUAACUGGAGCAACAUCAGGGAUUGGUCGUGCAUAUGCUGAAGAGCUUGCCAAACGAGGAUUAAACAUUGUUCUGAUCAGUCGCUCGGAGGACAAGCUUCGCAGCGUUUCCAAGGAAAUAGAAUCUCAGUACAAGCGGCAGACACGUGUGAUUCAGUCAGAUUUCACAGAGGGACAUUCCAUCUACUCUGCUAUCGCACAACAGCUAGAGGGCCUAGAGAUCGGAAUUCUGGUGAACAAUGUAGGUAUGAACUAUACAGGGGUUCUGGCAAAUUUUCUGGAUGUUCCUGAUCCACACCAGAGAAUCACACAGGUGAUAAACUGUAACACACUGUCCGUCACUCAGAUGAGCAGACUCGUUUUGCCAGCCAUGCUUGAAAGGGGGAAAGGCCUCAUUAUAAACAUAUCAUCAGAAGCUGCAUCUCAGCCCCAGCCAAUGCUGUCGUUGUAUUCUGCCACUAAGAUAUUUGUAACAUAUUUUUCUCGCUGUCUGCAUGCGGAAUACAGGUCAAAAGGAAUCACGGUUCAAUGUGUGGUCCCGUUUGUAGUCUCCACUAAUAUGACUCAUAACGUGCCUGUCAGUCCGCUGGUGAAAAGUGCCGCUUCGUUUGCUAGAGAUGCUCUGAACACUGUGGGUUACACGACAUACACAAGCGGAUGUUUAACUCAUGCACUGCAGCACUUUGCUCUGUCGAUUGUUUUCCCGGGCUGGCUGCGUCUCUCGUCCUAUUGUGUGCAACGCAUGGCAAAAUUCGCUAAUAGCAUUGAACCCCAGUUAAGGGAGAUGAUGGCAGAGCCAAAAAACAAACAGGACUGACACAAACCGUGGACCACAAAGAUGUGAUACACAAACAUGCGUAUAAUGGCAUCAACAGUAAGAACUUAGCACAAAAACUGUUUUUACUGCAGUGGCAGGAAAACAGAUGUAUUAUUACAAUAGGGACAAUUUUCGUUUUUAUGGUAAGUUGGCAGAUAUAUGGUCUUUAUAAAAAUAACUUUUUGUAUUUGAAUCAGAAUCAGGAAUCUGAACCUAUGGACCCUUUUCAUGAUUCAGUUCAAUGACAUUUACAUUUUACAGCAGGGUAAAUUGAGAAGGGUAUGUACAUUUAACUUUCCCUCCCUAAAUAAAUGUAUAUUGUUUAAUUUAAUAUAUAUAUCUACACUGUGGUUCAAAAGUUUAAUAAUUAAUUAUAUAAGCUAACAUUUAAUUUUCAAAAGGCAUCAAGACCUUGAAAGAUUACUUUUAUGAUGGAUAUCUGUUUAGUUACAACGGCAUCAUGUUUCCCCUUGUCUUAUGUGUUGAAUGAAUCAGCUUUUUUUUCUUUUCUCUUUUUUAAAUGCAAUAUGCCAGUUGUGAUGCUUCAAUGUCUUGUUAUGUUGGCAGUAAUUAACAUAUGAAUGAUUAGAUACUAUACUUUUUAA
This is a messenger RNA of Carassius auratus (goldfish), 1705 nucleotides long. Its product is annotated as very-long-chain 3-oxoacyl-CoA reductase-like. NCBI's taxonomy places the organism in Eukaryota, Metazoa, Chordata, Actinopteri, Cypriniformes, Cyprinidae. Gene Ontology annotation, molecular function: oxidoreductase activity. Bases 111 to 1100 code for a protein of 329 amino acids. The transcript has 11 exons. Gene Ontology annotation, cellular component: endoplasmic reticulum. The record is from RefSeq and is a predicted model, not a curated record.